This is a messenger RNA of Podospora pseudocomata, 198 nucleotides long. RefSeq lists its product as uncharacterized. Lineage: Eukaryota; Fungi; Ascomycota; Sordariomycetes; Sordariales; Podosporaceae. The coding region runs from base 1 to 198 and encodes 65 amino acids. The record is from RefSeq and is a predicted model, not a curated record. The transcript is spliced from 2 exons.
AUGUGCUCCCACGUCCAAUGCCACGAUGAUGAGCUCCGUGCCGAAAGAGUGCAAAGAUCUCAAAGGACGCAAAGCGCCGACGCCGGCGACAAAAGAACCCGGAAGAAAAAGGGCCAGAAGAGGCGAGAAAGUAGUCCCGACUUUGACUCCAAGAUUGAAAAGAUCGACACCAAGAGCACCAAGAAGCGCAAACGUUAA